This is a messenger RNA of Paramuricea clavata, 2808 nucleotides long. The record is from the annotation of a GenBank genome assembly. Lineage: Eukaryota; Metazoa; Cnidaria; Anthozoa; Malacalcyonacea; Plexauridae.
AUGUGCGAACUGCGUGAUUGGAAAAUUUGUGUGUUGUUUAUAGGAAAAGUUUUUCCACCAUCUGAUGGAACCAGCUUGGUAUUUGCACGUGGAUCAACUGAGAGAAUAGUGUGGUCAUAUGAUGAUGAAAUAGAAGCGUUGAGUCGUCGGAUUUGGACUUUCGAAAGAUUUGCAUUUGUUGACGCUGACGGUGGGGUUAAUAUAUUAACCAGCUUAUUUGAGGUUGCAAUAGAAAAGCCAGCAACAUUGGUUUUAAGAAACAUUAAUGAAACUUAUGGUGGAACAUACAAGUUUAGUCUUCAACCCAGCAAUGGUGGUGGUGAAUCUGAAGUUGUCGUUUCUAUCGCAGGCAAGUUUUCGUCUAUCUUGUAAACUCCUGCUAGUCUUUUUUCUCAAAAUUCAUUUCCAUCAGUCAUUUUUGGUUUGCAUAGGCAUAGCUAAGUCCUCGAGACAACAUCUACAAACUGAUUUAAUUUUCAAUACAUAUAGUAUUAGUGCACUGUUGUCUCAUUGUCGUGAGUAGACUUGGCAAAAAUAGCUUCAUUUUGGAUUUCCAAACUUUUUGUUUAACUGGUAAUUGUAAUUGUGCUGCAGUCGAAGUCUUCAUUCUCAAUGACUUAUAGUUUGAUCAAUGAAAUUAAAUUCAUAGUUAUCAUUUUUUACGUUAUGGGAUUUUAGAGACCACCAAAUUAAUGGCACUCUUUUUGGACGUCAGUGCACGUCAUUUCCAUAGCCUUUACAUGGGAUUGAAAAUCAGAAAAUAGCAGGGGAGAUUAAUUUACAGUCGUGCCAAUAGAACCGUUCCGAAAAAUGUUGACCAAUUCAUUUCCUAACUUAAAGGAACACCUCUGAACAAUUCCUUAACAAUUUGAUAAGUUCCUUAAAAAGUUCCUGUUUUAUUAACCUGAUAGAUUGCUCAAAAAUAAAAUAUAAAUUUGAUUGGUCAAUGAAACAGGAAGUUAGGAACUUUUUAAGGAACUUAUCAAAUUGUUGAGGAAUUGUUCAGAAGUGUUCCGUCAAGUUUAUAGGAAAUGAAUUGGUCAACAUUUUUCGGAACGCUUCUAUUGGCACGACUGUAAGUAUUCUGAAAAUAUCCAAAUAUACAUCAAUUGUUCAAUAUUGUUGCAUCGUCAGAUAAUGAAACCUUUUGGAGACGUCCACAAAGAAACUUUAGAUGUGAAGUCCAUGGUCACAAGUAAAGUGACCAAUUAUUGCGUUAUUGCGGUACGACAACGCAUUGCUGUUUUAUCAAGAAUCUGCUAUCCUUUAAUCUUUAAUCUUUAGUGCCAAAAGAUAUUGCAUGUCUUUAGUGCCAAAAGAGACGACAGUGGGACGUACAGAUGUGAAGCGAAAAGCCAUGAAGUUGCAAAGAAUGACACAGAAAUUGAAUUUAUUGUAAAUUGUAAGUAUAUAGUUGGUACUGUAUACUACGCAUCGCAGUAGUCGGUUGAGACCUGCAUGCAUGUUUGUUGCAUUUUAAAAUCAUCAGGACGGCCCAAUCCUUCCUCAUUCUUUCUUCCCUUCUUCUUGCAUACGUAUAUAUUCUGAUCAAACGGUACAUAACAUGGAACUACAAUUGCUAUUUGCUUUUAUAAUUGUUAUGAUCUGUCGGACUCACUUCUCUUAAUGGCAAAUAUCAAUGACAAUUUGAUUGCCAUUGAUAAUGUUGUCACAUGUUAUAAUUAUGCGCCGGCGUAAAUCAGCCCAAUGUAUCGAAUCUUGUUAAAAGUUUCUCUAAGUGUUACCAUGAUAUUAGUAACUUAGUUAACUAUGGUGACUAUAGUAUCCAAUUUUUGGUUUUAAUAAAACGGCAGGUAAACAUCAACACUCGAAAAUACUUGAUUUAACAAACGUUAACAUUAGAAAGCAGUCUCAAUUUCUCUACAGAUCCACCUGAAAAUGUAAAGCUGCUGUUGACAAGGAGUGGUAAAUCAGCUACAAUCAGAUGUACAGCUGAAGCUCUUCCUUCAGCAAGUUUCAAAAUAUUCCUGAAUCAAACUAAGAUAGUAGCCCAAACUGAGCAAAUACUUAUUAUACCUGAAGUAAAAAAGAAUCAUGUUGGAUAUUAUACAUGUUUUGCAAGGAAUUUUUUGGGAAAUGAAUCUUCAGAUCGUGAAUAUUUAUCCCCUGAAGGUAAGAUUACAGUAUUUCGCCAAUUUGUCUGGGUAUAAAUAGUCUGGUAAGAAUUGCUCCAAACUGUAGCUAUAUGUGUACACCGACAAUGGGGUAGGAACAUCUUUUUUACAUUCAGAUUUUAUUGAUAUUACUUUCAUUUUCAAAAGCAUGCAGGACCACUAGCAACACAUCGAACGACGAAAGGCAACGAAAUAGAUCGCGGAAUACCACAGUUUUUUAAAUUUUGUUUUAUAUUUUGUUCAGUAUUAUAGAAUUACUCGAUGAUGCAGUUAUAUUGUUAUUUUUCUUUUUGAUCCCCAUAUAUUACCCAUAGCCAUGUUCUCUCUUUUUUAUAUUUACAUAGACAAAGCAUCUUCGAACAACACGAGUCGUGUAACUGAGUGGUAUAUUGUUGUGCUAUUAUUGGUGUCCGGGAUUAUUAUUGGAAUUCUUCUUUCCUACAUUGUCUCAUGUUCUCGUCGUAAAUUUAGAAGUAGGAAACCUCAUUCAAACCCUGAACCAAGUACAACUGAGGCCGAUACAACUGAUUAUCAAGAGCUUGAUCUUUCACAAACGAACACAGAAGACAAUUAUCAAUCAUUGAGAGUAAAUGCUGCAAUUAAUGAGGAGGAGUCAACAUAUAAUGAGUUGAACACAACCAAAGAUGUGGAGAACAACUAUACCAAUCUUUAA